This is a messenger RNA of Plasmodium coatneyi, 432 nucleotides long. RefSeq lists its product as uncharacterized. The transcript has a single exon. Lineage: Eukaryota; Apicomplexa; Aconoidasida; Haemosporida; Plasmodiidae. Bases 1 to 432 code for a protein of 143 amino acids. The record is from RefSeq and is a predicted model, not a curated record.
AUGGACGAGAAUAUCAGCAGCGGUUUCGGUGGCGGCCUCAGCAGUGGCGGUAGCGGCAGUAGUGAUGCUCGUUUAAAAAGAAUAGAAGAAGAAAAAAAAAAUCUGAAUGGAAAUAACUUAAACUUACUACUAGCGGACUUGAAAAUGAUGACUGCAUACGAAAUGUCCUCCGAGUGGAACGACACGAAAAUGAUGAACGAGUGCUUCAAUAACUUCUCCUGGUUCGAUUCAAGAGUUCUGAAAAAUAUGCAAAACUAUUUGAGUGCAGAUGAAGUCGAACGGUCCAAAAUCGAUUACGCUUAUAACACUUUGUUUCCGAAGCCAGUGGACGUGAAGGACACAAAGAUGAAUAUGAUGUCCCUGUGGAUCAAGUCACGCAUUCAUUACAACAACAGUUUUUUCCCCUUGCAGUUGUCCCCGUAUGACGCAUGA